Megalops cyprinoides (Indo-Pacific tarpon) is the source of this 6382-nucleotide messenger RNA. It is a transcript of the gene arhgap33, whose product is annotated as Rho GTPase activating protein 33. NCBI's taxonomy places the organism in Eukaryota, Metazoa, Chordata, Actinopteri, Elopiformes, Megalopidae. The record is from RefSeq and is a predicted model, not a curated record. Gene Ontology annotation, biological process: small GTPase-mediated signal transduction. Gene Ontology annotation, cellular component: fibrillar center; nucleoplasm; actin cytoskeleton. The transcript has 25 exons. Gene Ontology annotation, molecular function: protein binding; GTPase activator activity; phosphatidylinositol binding. Bases 604 to 6021 code for a protein of 1805 amino acids.
GGGGCGGUUAGGACUCACAUGGCUUUGUGAUGCCGAUCAGCGUGCGGGAGCGUCUCUCACUCACGCACCCCGCUCCGAACGGGGGACCCUCCGCACCCCCUUUUUCCGUUCUAACGCUAAAGAUUUCUGUCGUUCGCUUCGAUGUAAGGAGCUAAGUCGCAAACCCAUGCCAGCGCCAGCACGACUCCCGUGGAUAUGAUUGAAAUGUAUGGUAACGUUACUGCUAGCUAGUCAAAGCAUCUGGCGUUUGCCCCCCUUCCUCCAUCUCUCCCUCCUCCUCCCUUCUUCUUGGGGGUUUGCAAGCUUACGAAAGACUAAGCAGCGAGCAGCCCCGUUGGUGCACUGUUCUGUUGUGUCUGACUUGACGUGAGAGGUAUGAACACCUUCAGAAUGUGAGUACCCAAGGGAAGGAAAGAGAGGAGAAGGGUUUCGGGGCGCAUGCAUUCAUUAGAAAAAUAGCAGCUGCCUGUUAGCGAGCUAGCCAGCCGCUGCGAAAAGCGAGAUCUUGGAUUUGAAGACGGAGUCUCCCCGACCCCAACCUCACCCCCUGAACCAGGACAUCGGAAUGGUGUGUCGGGACCCCAGUGGGUUCGGAAAUGUGCCAUGUUUGUACGAGCAGUGAGCCUCACAGACAUGCCCGGUAACUUUCCCUUCUCCAUGCAGCUGGCUUUGCGGGCUCGGAGCACUGAUAAUCUGGACAGUUCUGGGGACUCCGCAACCCGUUCGGCGGGGAGCACCUCCAACCCAAGGGGGAAGAUGAGCAAAAGGGUGUCCGUCGGGAGAGGCCACUUCCCCAAGCUUGCAGACUGUGCCCACUUCCACUAUGAAAAUGUUGAUUUUGGAUCUAUUGAGCUGCAGUUGGCCAGUGAGCAGAGUGAAGGCCACUGGAACUCAGGCUCAGCAAAGGACUUGGUAUUCUUGGUGCAAGUGUCCUGCCAGGGUAAGGUGUGGAUGGUUCGUCGGUCAUAUGAGGAGUUUCGUACGCUGGACGCUCACCUGCACCAGUGCAUCUACGACCGGCGAUACUCCCAGCUGCUACCACUGCCAGCACUGAGCGAGAUCGGGGAGCGGCCGGAGGUGUUCCACCCACUGCUGUCUGAGUACCUCAGCCGCCUCUCCAUGAUUGUGGAUAACAAGCUGAACUGUGGGCCCGUGCUCACCUGGAUGGAGAUCGACAACCGUGGGAACCGUUUCCUGCUGAAAGAGGAAGCUUCCCUGAACGUUCCGGCCAUCGCUGCUGCCCACGUCAUCAAGCGCUACACAGCCCAGGCGAGCGACGAGAUCUCCAUCGAGGUGGGAGAUAUCCUGUCUGUGAUUGACAUGCCACCCAAAGAGGACUCCAGUUGGUGGAGAGGGAAACAUGGCUUCCAGGUUGGGUUCUUCCCCAGUGAGUGCGUGGAGCUGAUCAAUGAGAGGGUGGGUGCCUCCACUGCUAAACCAGAUGGAGAUGCGGUGAGCAGUAAAGCCGGAGUGGUCAGCGUAGCUGGACCUCCCUCUCCCACCUCAGUGUCCAAGAAGCAUGGAAAGCUGAUGGGCUUCCUGCGCACCUUCAUGAAGUCCAGGCCCAGCAAGCAGAAGCUGAAACAGAGGGGUAUCCUGAGGGAGAGAGUGUUCGGCUGCGACCUGGGAGAACACCUGCUGAACUCUGGCCAGGAUGUUCCACAGGUCCUGAGGAGCUGUGCAGAGUUCAUUGAGAAGUACGGCAUUGUUGAUGGCAUCUACAGGCACUCGGGGGUGUCGUCCAACAUACAGAAGCUCAGGCAUGAGUUUGACAGUGAGAAUGUUCCGGACCUGACCAAGGAGGUGUACAUGCAGGACAUCCACUGUGUGGGCUCUCUCUGCAAGCUGUACUUCCGCGAGCUGCCCAACCCGCUGCUCACCUACCAGCUGUACGACAAGUUUGCAGAUUGCAUGGGGGAGAUGACUGAGGAGGAGCGCAUGGUGAAGGUGCAUGAUGUCAUCCAGCAGCUGCCCCCUCCCCACUACAGGACGCUGGAGUACCUGAUGAGACACCUGGCCCGUCUAGCGACCUGCAGCGGGGAGACCAACAUGCACAUCAAGAACCUGGCCAUCGUCUGGGCACCGAACCUGCUCAGGUCUAUGGAGAUCGAGGCGGUGGGGCUGAGUGGUGCUGACCCCUUUAAGGAGGUGCGCAUCCAGUCUGUGGUGGUGGAGUUUCUCCUCAGCAAUGUGGAUGUUCUGUUCAGCGACUCCUUCACAUCUGUGGGUCGCUUCAACACAGGCCGCCGCUCGCUGGCCCGGCCCAAGUCCUUUGUUUCCACCAGGCUGCUGUCGCUGGAGGAGGCGCAGGCGCGGACACAGGCGCCGCUCCUGCUGCAGGGGGCGCCGCUCGGCCUGCAGGGCCGCUUCCACACUGUGCUGGACCUGCCUGCGGACAGGAGGAAGCGAGGGCUGAAGGGCCGCAGGUCGGCGGGAGGCAGCUGGAAGACUUUCUUUGCCAUCGGGAAGCCGGCCGGGUCGGGCCGACGCAAACCCAUGCGGAUCAGCUCCCUGUUUCAGCCCGCCACCUCCCACGCCGGUUGUCGGGUGGAUAGUGUUACCCUGCGGUCUGCGAAAAGUGAGGAGUCUCUGACAUCACAGCACAGCGCCGCAGGUGUGGGCAGGCUGCAGAGGCUCCGCCGGCCCCGCUCCAGCAGUGACGGUCUGGCUCUCGCCGCCUCCAUGGAGCCACCGCUACCCCCCCCGCCCCACCCCGGCCUUCCCCCCAGCCGCUCCUACGACAGCCUGCUCCCCGAGGAGGCGCGGGACCCCGAGGGGGAGGACGAGGAGGGGGAUGAGGAGGAGGAAGAGGAGGAGGAAGAGGAGGGCGUGUACAUGUUGCCUGAUUUCUCCCAGGACGCCGCUGCCGCGUGGAUGGCGGAGGACGUCAUCGACUUCAGCCCCACCUUCCUGGAGGACGGGCCAAUAGGGCUGGGUGGAGCAUUGGGGGGCGGGAGGGAGUCCCCGCCGGCGGCCACGCCCCCUCCGUACCGCUGCGUGGGGCACCAGAGCCACGCCCACUCGCGCUCCCACAGCCAGCGCUCCGUCACUGAGGACCCCGACUCCGUCCUCAACCAAUCAGAGGCUGCAGCUCGGCGGAGCCUGAUCCUGGCGGCCACCGCCCCCCCUCUGCAGGCCUUCUGCCAGCACAGACCCCCCGCGGCCCCUCCCAUGCAGGGCGGAGACCCCGGCAGCCCCGCCCAUGGCUCACCGGCCACGCCCCCCGAGCGCUGCUCUUUCACUCGCAAAGUAGUGCACGCCCUCUCCCCCAAAGCACCGAAAUCCCCGCCCCUCGACAUCUCCGACCCCAUCGCCAUCAGUGUGCCUGCCAAGGUGCUGGAGAUGAUUGGCGGGCGAGCCGGCGAAUUGCCUCCCGGGCCUCAGGGGGCGGGACACUCCCACCCUCCCCAGAUGAUCUCCAUGCUGCUGAGGUCAUGUGACUUUCAGCUGACGGACAGCUGCCAGCAGGAGCUCCGCAGCAAGCUCGGGCCCGAGGCCAAGGUCAAAGGUCAAGGUCUGAUUCUGUCCGCUGGCCCCUCCGUCUCCUCCCAGCAGCCCCCCCCACCCCCCCCUAAGAACCCCGCCCGGCUCAUGGCGUUAGCGCUGGCCGAGAGCGCUAACAAGGCACUGCGCCAGGCCGCCUCCCCCCCCUACCGCCCCCCCCAAACCACAGGCCCCCAGGUCACGCCCUUGCAGGCCACACCCUCACAGGCCACGCCCCCAGAGCCCAUAGAAUCGCGCUUUAUGAGGUCACUCUCCAUGGACACAGGUCAGGUGCUGUCCUCUGCCUCCCCCACCGACCCCAACCAGCUGUACUCCACAGUGCGCCCCCUGUCUGUGUGGAUGUCUGAGGGCGAGAAGAACAGCACAGAUGCAGCCGAGGAAGGAGAGAGACAGAGCGGCAGGAACCAGGGACAGCAGGACACGGGUACUCUGUCCUCCGACACCUCAGUCUCUGAGUCAGGGGGGUCGGUGGGGGGGUCGGCGGGCAGCUCCUCUGGCGAAACAGACGCUGCCCCCAGCCCCAUCUACAAGAACCAGGAGCAGCCAGCUGUCCCAGCAUGCCCUGCGGCGGAGACUGAGGCGGUGAAGCCGGACGCGCCCCAUGCAGGGGGGGGUGAGGCCACGCCCCUGAGGAAGCCCCCGGCCUACUCCCGCCAGGUCUCCGCCCCGCAGAGCCGCACCCCUGCCACCCCCCCGCUCCUGCACUCCCGGUCGGAGUCGUCGCCGCUGGCACAGGUGCGAGCCUUCCAGCCAGCACGCCCCAAAGUGCCGCCUAAACCGCUGGAGCUGGCGGCCCACAGGCCCCCGCUGUCCCGCGCCGAUAACCACAUGCGCCGCUCGCUGGACGCCGCCCGAAUUCGCCGCAUCAUCACACAGUCACAGGACUCCGCCCCCAACGCCCCGCUGUCCCGCGCCUUCUCCGAGCGCCUGAGCAGCUCCUCCGCCAUGUCCCACUACCACCCACCCCGCCCCGGGCUCCGCCCCAACCCCCUGCCACAGCCCCCGCCCCCCCAGGCGCAGCCCGCCCCAUUGGACGAACAGGGCAAGAUGGAGAACUUCUACUACGAGAUCACGGCCCCCGAGUACCCGCCCGCGCCGCCUGGCUACGCCCGGCACAGCUACCAGAACCUGCGGCUGGACGCGGAGGGGAACCUGCGGCCGCUGGCCCGGGGCCCGGCGCCGACCCGGCCCGCGCAGCUGUGGUCCUCGGAGGCCACCCGCGCCUGGGCGGCGGCACAUGCACACUCACACUCACACUCCUUCUCGCACGCGCAUUCCCACGCGCCCCCCCGGGAGGUCCCCCUGCAGCGCCGCACCGCGUCGUCCGUGCGCCUGACCCCCAGCACCCCCCCGCCCGGCUCCGCCCCCCUGGCGCUGUCUGUGCACCGGCUCAGCCUACGCGGCCCCCCCCGCGGCCCCCCCCGCUGCCCCUCCGCAGACCUCGCCGCCUCCCAGCUGCAUCCCUACUUCGAGAACGGGAAGGUGUGCUACCGCUACUUUGAGGACCAGCCCCUGAAACUGCGCCCCUCAGGCCUGGCGCCGCACCCCCACAAGCACCCCCCCUUCUCUCCUUCCCCUGCCCCGGCCCAGAAGCCACCCGAGCCCGUCUACGUCAACUUCCCCUUCACCAGCCCCACCCCCGUUAGUGCCAGGACCUGGGCCUCCACCGACCUGGACGGAGACGCCCAGCAGGCGGAGUCUCUGGCUCCGCCCCCGGAGCCGCCCCCGCCGGAGAAGCAAGCGGCCGAGGGGUCCAGAGGGUCCGACUCCGCCGGGUACGACGGCCGGCCCCAGGACAGCCCCGUUACCAAGGCAACGACUGCGGUGGGCGUGGCCCACACACGCAGCCGCUCGGACCCGCAGAGCCAGAGUCUGACAGGGAAGGAGAUCGCCUCCCUGCUGAUGGAGAAGCUGGCAGAGGACGAGGCCGACAGUCCCUGCGCCAUCACCUCCUCCUCCACCUCCUCCUCCCCCCCGCUCGACCACCCCCCCAACCCCUACCCCAGCCACGGCCCAGCCUACAAUGUGUACACGCCCGGGCCGUCUCGCCAGGACCCCCUGCGCAGGUCGUCCUCGGGGGGCCAGUACCGCCAGGCCUUCGACGUCAUGCCGUCCGGCGACCAGGUCCUCAAAUUCUACCGCCUUCAGGGCGACAGCCCCCACUCAAACCCCUACCCCAACCAGUCCCCUUACCCGGACGGCCCCUACCCCGGCCAUAGUCCCGUGGAGCCCCAUCCUGGGUACUCCGCCCUGUCCCCCCCAGGUGCCCCCCAGCCCCCUGUCUCCCAUGUGACCCUGGGGGCAGCACAGGGCUUCGGGGCUCCAGCAGGGGGGUUCCAGUCUGUGGCACCCCAGUAUAACCAGUACCAGUUCCAGCCGGUCCCUGUCAUGGCCCCGUACCCCAGCCCCCCUCACCCGCCCGGCCUGCCCAGCCAGCAGGCCCUGACCCGGCAAGGGAGCCUGCCGGGGCCCAACUGGACCAUCCACAGCAAGGGCCAGACCCGCAGCUACUGCUGAGGCCGGUCCGGCAGCCUGUGACUCAGAGAGGGAGAAUGAAUGAGCCGUGAGAGGCAGGGAGGGAGGAGGGGACACCAAUGCCAAGGCCAGCGUCUUCACCGGGGGCAGUCUGCACCCUGAAACGAUGCUACAUGGGGAAAGACAAAGAACCGAAAAGUGGCUUAGAUUUGAACACAUUCCAGCUCAGAGCAGGAGCAGCAGCUGAACUCUGGCAGGGAUUGUGCUGAAUGGCAUUUUGUCUGUUUUAGGGAUUUUGCUUGUGCUUUUGAUUUAGGGAGUUUUUCUCUUGUGCGAAAUGUUGCGAGACAGAAGAGGUGGAGCUUAGGAAAUAUUUCAUUGUUUUUUAAACCAAGAAAGCUGC